GUUCCUCGUUGUCCUCCUUCUACUGCACACCUAAUAAGCUCCACUGGUGCUGCUUGGGGGGCCCUACAACCACCAACAACCUGGUUAAAAGGUCCGUGAUAUAUUUCUUCAUACUGAUUUUCAUUUCAUGCCUCAUGUGCCUGGCGAUGGUAAGUCCUGUUUUUUGUAUGUCGUGUUGUAUCUUUUAUACUGAGAUUUUGAUAUAAAGCCUUUUUGGACAAGAAAUACCUAUUUUAUUCCAAUUCUGUUCUGUACAUCUGCAACCCAUUUUUUUUCCCAUAUCCCACUAAUGACAAACAUUGAGCUUUGUCUUUAUGCAGUCUUUGCACCUAUCUCUGGUGUUGCCCCCGGGGCUAGUACGGACCCUUCUGUCCCCCUCUGGCCCCUCUUCAAUUCAGGGAGCCCUGCAUUGUUGUACAUAUCGGACCGUACCAAGGGUAGCCGAGACUGGGGGUGUAUUGCUUAGUCCCGCAGUUCAGCGGUUGGACAACUCCUGUCUGUUUUUCUGUCUGACCAUGCACCUGGAGUUCGAGGCCCGGCCCGAAGCACAACCGCGUUCUGUUCAGAGGCUAGUUCCGGAGGCUGUUGGUCCAACCCCGCUGGAGUGCCGCUGGUCAGGUUGAUAAGAAAGGAGAGUGGAGAGAAAACAAUACGCAAGGGCCCAGCAGGCGGACAGCCAUUGCUUUUUGCAUUCGCUGCUAAUAAAGAAAGCAGCGUCUCGGCUGUGUAUCACCGGAACUGACAACGAAGCGGAGACCCACUCGCCAGACCCGCUUUAUUGUCUCUGUCCACCCCUUAGAUUGUGUGGAUUUUCUGUGAAGAUGACUUAUGUGACCGCGGUGUUGUUGCUGCCAGUCCUAUGUAGUAUCAUCAGCACCUCCAGCGCUGCAUCCUCAGCAUCCCGGAAGUGUGAGGACAGCUUGGCCACUCCUCUUCCCUACAGCUCCUUCACCAGUUCAUCAGUGUAUGCCAGAGGAUAUGGAGCAGGUUAUGCCAAACUCAAUCGAAAACAAGGUGCUGGAGGCUGGUCGCCCCUGGAUACAGACCAUUACCAGUGGUUACAGGUUGACCUGGGUUCUAGGAAGCAGGUGGUUGCCAUAGUGACUCAGGGUCGCUACAGUAGUUCUGAUUGGACCAGCAAGUAUCGGCUGCUUUACAGUGACACGCAGAAAAACUGGAGGCCUUAUCUACAGGAUGGAAAUAUCUGGACAUUUGAGGGGAAUGUGAACAGUGAGGGUGUUGUUCGCCAUGAGCUGCAGCAUGCCAUCCUGGCUCGCUACAUCCGCUUCAUCCCUCUGGACUGGAGCAGAAAGGGACGCAUUGGAGUACGUCUGGAGCUCUACGGCUGCUCAUAUUGGGCAGAUGUCAUCAGUUUUGAUGGCCAUGGCGUCAUCUCCUACCGCUUCAGGAAUAAAAAGAUGAAGAUUGUGAAAGAUGUCAUCUCACUGAAGUUUAGAACCACAGCUAGAGAUGGGGUCCUGCUCCAUGGAGAAGGACAACAGGGAGACUACAUUUCCCUGGAGCUCCACAGGGCAAGACUGCAGCUCAACAUCAACUUAGGCAGUAACCAAUAUGGUUCCAUUCAGGGUCACACCUCUGUGAUCAGCGGGAGCUUACUGGAUGAUGACCACUGGCACUCAGUUGUCAUUGAGCGUUACCGCAGGAAUGUCAACUUCACACUGGACCACCACACCCAGCAGUUCAGGACCAAUGGAGAGUUUGACCACCUGGACCUGGACUAUGAGAUCAGUUUCGGAGGGCUGGCGGUAUCAGCGAAGCCAAGCUCGGGAGGCAGAGAAAACUUUGUGGGCUGCAUGGAGGGUAUCACAUACAACGGAGACAACAUCACCAACCUAGUCCACAGAAAGAAGGUGGACACCUCAGGCUUCCGUAACCUGACAUUCUCAUGCACUGAUUCCAACUCCUUCCCCGUCUUCUUCAACUCCACAUCCUUUCUGCGGCUGCCGGGUCAGAGUAACAGCGACACUCUGUCAGUCAGUCUGUCUUUCAGAACAUGGAACCCCAAUGGGCUGCUGAUGUUCACUGCGCUGGCUGACGGCUGGGUGGAGGUGGGACUGAUGGAAGGCAAGGUCACCGUCUACAUGAAUGUGACACAGAGGAAGAACACACAUAUUGACAUCUCAUCAGGUUCAGGUCUGAAUGAUGGCCAGUGGCACAGUGUCCACCUGAAUGCAUUGGAGAACUAUGCAAUGCUUACAGUCGACGGAGACGAAGCAUCUACAGUCAGAACAGCCAUCCCCAUCCAAAUCCAGACUGGAGGAACCUACUACUUUGGAGGCUACUUCAUGCACGCUAACACCAGAUCACCUCAGCGGUCCUUCCAGGGCUGCAUGCAGAUGAUCCAAAUAGACGACCAUCUAGCUGACCUGAGGGCUUUGGAGCAGGGCCACAUUGGAACCUUUGAAAAUGUCAGCCUGGAUAUGUGUGCCAUUAUAGACAGGUGUGUUCCUAACCACUGUGAGCAUGGUGGUCGCUGUUCUCAGACGUGGGACACAUUCAUCUGCAACUGUAGUAGCACUGGAUACACUGGAGCUACCUGCCAUACCUCGAUGUAUCAGCAGUCCUGUGAGGAGUAUAAGCACAAGGGGAAGAGCUCAGGGAACUACUGGAUCGACCCAGAUGGCAGUGGGUCUAUUGCCCCCUUCAGAGUCAGCUGUGACAUGACAGAGGAAAAGGUUUGGACCACACUGAAGAACAACCUGUCUCCUCAGACUUCAGUCACCAGUGCAGACCAGGAGGGAAAGGCAGCACUGCAGAUCACUUAUAAUGCAACUGAUGAACAGGUGUUGUCAGUCACCGCCAGUGCAGAGUACUGUGAACAGUAUGUAGCCUACGCCUGCCGAAUGUCUCGUCUGCUCAACACUCCAGAUGGUGUCCCAUUUACCUGGUGGGUAGGAAGAGCCAAUGAGAGGCAUUCCUACUGGGGGGGUUCAGGACCAGGAAUACAGAAGUGUUCCUGUGGUAUCGAACACAAUUGUACGGACCCCAAACACCACUGCAACUGUGAUGCUGACCUGCGCACCUGGAGGGAGGAUGCAGGCCUGUUGGUGUAUAAAGACCAUUUGCCAGUCAGUCAGGUUGUGGUGGGUGAUACAAGCAGAGUUGGAUCUGAGGCCAAACUGACAAUAGGGCCACUCAGAUGCCAGGGGGACCGGAACUACUGGAACGCAGCAUCCUUCACUAGCCCUGCCUCCUACCUCCAUUUCCCUUCCUUCAGAGGUGAAACCAGCACUGACAUCUCCUUCUACUUUAAGACUUCCUCCACUCAUGGAGUCUUUCUGGAGAACCUGGGAACCACUUACUUCCUUCACAUUGAGCUCAGAGGAGGCUCGGCGGUCUUCUUCUCUUUUGACGUGGGCAAUGAACGGGUGGAGCUCAGUAUCCAUUCACCGGUGCCUCUGAACGAUGACCAAUGGCAUCGUGUGGAGGUUGAGAAAAACAUCAAGGAGGCGGUGCUGCAGCUUAAUGGACAGUACAAGGAGGUCAAACCCACCCCCCCACAGGGACACAAAAAACUGGAGUUCUACAGUGAGCUAUAUGUUGGUGCCUCAAGGGGUCAGAGGGGUUUCUUGGGCUGCAUGCGGGCUCUGAAGAUAAAUGGUGUGACCUUUGAUCUGGAGGACAGGGCCAAAGUGACUCCAGGGGUGAGUCCAGGCUGCCAGGGCCACUGCAGCAGCUACGGGAUGCACUGCAGGAACGGAGGGAAGUGUGUCGAGCAGUACAAUGGAUACUCCUGUGACUGCUCCCCCACUGCAUAUGAUGGACCCUUCUGCACCGAUGAUGUAGGCGGCUACUUUGAGACAGGAACCUUGGUGCGUUAUGACUUCCUGCCUGAGGCAGGACCUUUUGUGUUACGGGAAGUGAAGAGCCUAUCACGUGUUAGUGUUCCUAAUGAGGCCAACCUGACUCAGGAGGAGCUGGUGUUCAGCUUCAGCACCUCUAGCACUCCCAGCAUCCUGGUUUACAUAAGUUCCAGGACUCAGGACUACCUGGCUGUAGUGCUCAGGCACAACGGCACUCUCCAGAUCCGCUACAGUCUUGGGGGUCUAACAGAACCUUACACCAUAGACGUUGACCAUCGUAACAUGGCCAAUGGACAGCCACACUCUGUCAACAUAACAAGGAACUUAAGAGAGAUACGAAUACAGCUGGAUCACUACCCAGUGUCCACAUACACCCUGCCUGAGGCCUCCAACAGCCAGUUCAAUUUGGUCAAAAGUAUCUUUCUCGGAAAGGUAUUUGAAACAGGACAGAUUGACCCUAUCCUAAUAGAGCGCUACAACACGCCAGGCUUUGUGGGCUGUCUGUCAAGAGUUCAGUUUAACAGCGUGGCGCCAUUGAAAGCAGCAUUGCGCUCAGGCCUGGCAGCACCGGUCAGCACCCAUGGGAUUCUGGUCCCGUCCAAUUGUGGAGCCUCACCCCUGACCAUCUCCCCCAUGGCCUCGGCUAGUGACCCCUGGCACAUAGAAGCUGCUGGAGCUGUUUUCCCCUUCAAUGAGGACAAAGUCAGUGGUGAUGGAGUGGAUCGCAACUCUGCCAUAAUUGGAGGCAUCAUCUCCAUGGUUAUCUUCAUUGUCCUCUGCAUCAUGGUGUUUGUGAUCCGUUAUAUGUUCCGUCAUAAAGGCUCCUACCACACUAAUGAGGCUAAGGGAGCAGAGUCAGCAGACUGUGCUGAUGCAGCAAUCAUCGUCAAUGACCCCGCCUUUACCGAAACCAUCGAUGAGAGCAAGAAGGAGUGGUUCAUCUGAACCCCUCUCAACAACAUGGACACAUGACGUUAGGAUGUAUGUAGUUUUCUAAGCAUAGGGAGUAGUAGUGAGGUGACCACCUGUGGAACCUUGAGGAUGUGCCAAGUGGUUUAUUUAAAAACUUUAUGGACAAUGGACACCAUGGCAUUACAGCGAGAGAUUUAAAGCACAGGGCAUAGCACUGCCCGGCAGAGCCUGUGUGGGGAUGCGGAGCGGUUUUUUUAACUUUAUUUACAGUGGACAGUGUGACAGGAUGACAGCCUUCAGAUGGUGUAGAGGACAGUGCCAUGAAGUAACAAGGCAUUCGUUUUUACUUUUUAAAAAAUGUUUUUAUAUAAUUUUUAAUUUGAUUUCAGUUUAACUUGUGUAAUUUAUUUAUUAAUUUUCAAGUCAUAUAUUUUGUCAUCAAAGUUCUUACUUUGUUUGUUUGGUUAUUUCUGUAGGUUAAUAUAUUUAUGCCAUUGUGCGAUGUUCUCUUAUUUCAGAUUAGAAAGUGAUGGCAUUAAUGCUAAUUAUUAAUCCAUUAAUCCCAAUAAUGCUCCAUGUCUGUAGAAAUGCUCAUUAAUUCCAGGCUUUUUUAAUAUUAAAUUCCAUGUUUAAUCAUUUGCCUUAUUUUAUAUUCAUUUCAGUAGAGUUUAUUUUUAAUCUUAAGACUGAAAACUUUGGUUUGUGUUUGUCUGUGCAUGUACUGACUGGCUUGCCUGUUAAAGAGAUGUAGCCAUGACUUUGUCUGCAUCUUUCGGACCAGGGGGAAAAGGAAACAUCACACUUCUAUUUAUUUUUGCAUCUACAUAUCUGAAGUCUCUUAAGGACUUUUGAAUAACGAAACUCUUUUUUUUUUUAAAGAGAUUUCUGAGGCAGAGGUUGUGUUUUGCUAGCAAUGCCAGUAUAUGCCACAAGGUUUCUUCAUUGCUAUUUAAUCAACAAUACAAAAUUUUGGAAAUCUUCUUGCAUGCCAUCUGACUCAGAGUCAGACAACAUUAAGUUUAUCUUGGUGAAUCCAGUACAGAGACAGGUGGGGAAUGAGUUUGAAAGCAGGGAGAAAGUGCUAUCCUAGCUCCAUCACAAGUGAACCAACACACUUUCAAACAACUCCAAAGCUGUCUAAGUUAUUAAUUGUCUGUUGUUAGCUAGCAAGCUCCAUCCAAGAGCCAGCUUUAUUAACAGAAGAGAUAAGACAGGGCUCAAACCUGAUGAGCCCACUAGGAGGACAGGACAUUUGGUGUUCUAGUUGGUCAAAAGACAUCUUAACACUAAUAGUACCUAGAACCAUUAUGUCUUUUUUUUCUAUAUCUACACAAGAUAAUGUGUGAAACACAGCUUGAAGUUGUUAGAAGCAAACCUGUGAUCAGAACCACUUACAUCAGGUCUGAGACAAGUCCACGUCCAAGCAGUUUUGAGAUAAAUUCAAGACCAAAUCCAAAAGGGGGUCAACGUAGAAAAGAAAAAAAAGCACUGUUGUUUUCCUGUUGUUAUCAGUGAGAGUCAUCUGUGAGUCCUUUGAAUUUAGAAAAGUUUGAAAUGUGGUAGAAACAGGAAACAACAUUGGAACAACUCUAAGCAAAAAAAUAUUACAAUUAUAUUAAAAAACAAAAUAUUUUUGCCCAAUUUUACGAGAUAACUAUAAAGUGUGUUUUUUGGUUGUUCUACAGUGAAGACAAACUAUGGAAAAUAAGUACCUGCACUUGUAAAUGACAGCUCAGAACAGUGUAUGUGAUAUUACAGAAUUGCGUAUCUCUGUGAGCAGCAGAGCAGCAUCCAGUCUGCUGAGCAAGUCAUGCUGGUCCAGAAAAGGAACAAAAAAAACUAACUCUUUUCCGUUGAGACCAAAGACUUGAUGAAAUUGAAGGCGGAGAUAGUCUAAGUCUGAGAUAACAAAUAAAAAAAACAUCUCAAGACAACUUGAGCAUUACAGCCCUAUUUGGAAGGUGUUAUUUUUUUCAUGUGUGAUGGAGGUAGGUUAGCAGGUUCCCCGUGCUCCCAGUGUUUGUGCUAUUUUAGACUAAAUGCAUCCUGGACAUAUUUCUGUACUAUAUGAGAGAUGAUAAAGUGAGAUAAAUGAGAGUUACUGAUACUGAUCAUCUCAUCUAAUUAUGUGGAAGAUGGCAAGCAACAAGCAAGACAAGCAACUUCCCAAAAUGCUUGUUUUAUCUUUCCUUUAAAGGGACACAAACUAAUCACCCUCUAUUGGCAACAUGGUAGGAAUUACAAUUUCCCCAGCUAUAGAGAAAGUCUUUCCAUUUCCUUAUAUCAAAGUAUUUUGGGAAGAGAGGUUCACCAGUGUUAAUGUUAUUAAUUCGUCAUAAGUUUUCUUUCCUCUGGGUUAGCUUCAGGCUUAGUGAAUUUGGGGCUAGGAUAGAAUGGCACGUGUGGCCCUUUGAGGACUGAGGCCAGCUUCUUCCUGUUGGGGGGCAGUUACGCUAACUCUUAAGAUUGACUGACAGGACAGACAGAUCAGGAUACUUGUAAAAUCUGUCCUUUAAAAACUAAGCUAUGUAUUUGAUUUUUAUGAAGUAAGAUAAUGUUUCUGGAAAAGAAUGUUUGUUACCCAUGUAAAAAAACUAUGGCUUACAUCCUGACAUUUGAUUGUAUUGCAUUUGUAUUCUUUUGACUGCACUGCAGUGUAAUGGCAUGCUGUUUGACACUGGAUGACACACACAUUUCUGUUUGAUAAGCCACUGUAGCAUCACAUUGCUUUUCCUUCAUGUUAUAUGUAUACAACUGCCUAACUGUUCCUCUUUUUAUAGCUGAUUUCUCAUUCUAUGUGCUUUUCUCAUUGUCUUGAAAAAAUAUGCUUCCUCUUGGAACGACCAGUAAAAUAUGAGUACAAAUCUUACACUGGCUAAUAUUAGAUUUUUGACCACACACAACUAGAUCAAGGUGAUUACCCAGAUAGAAAAAAUAUGAUUGAAUCAACAGUGAAGGUGGAAAGUAGAAGUAUUGAAUCUACAUGAUGCCUGACAUUGAAACCAAAUUGAAAGCUCUCGUUAUGUUUUAUGUUGAAUAAACAUCAAAUAUUCAGUCG
Xiphias gladius (swordfish) is the source of this 7794-nucleotide messenger RNA. RefSeq names its product contactin associated protein 2b (gene cntnap2b). Lineage: Eukaryota; Metazoa; Chordata; Actinopteri; Istiophoriformes; Xiphiidae. The record is from RefSeq and is a predicted model, not a curated record. The transcript has 26 exons. Bases 822 to 4769 code for a protein of 1315 amino acids.